AUGACGGAAACAGCAGACUUUUAUAAAGAGCUGUUUCAAAGUGGUAAAGUGGAAAAUAAGAAACGAAGGGCCAUAUGGAAAGAAGUUCUUGAUAUUCCUUCGUCGUUUACACCAACAAUUGCACCAACAACUGAUCAUCGUGAUUUUAAGCAAGUUGAGAAAGAUGUUAACAGAAGCUUCCUUCACUUACAAGAUUCGGACUUCAAAACUCGUCGCAGACAACAAUUAUUAAACGUGAUAUUAUCUGUACUCGAAAGGCAUGCUCCUCUUCAUUACUGUCAAGGUAUACAUCAUAUUGCAUCAAUAAUUCUUACAUUUGCACGAGAGCCUCUCGCAAUGUUAAUUUUUGAAAGAUUAGCAUUGGGCCCAUUGCUACCAUUUCUGCAAGAAAAUUUAGAAGGAUUAGCAUCAAUGAUGAAUUUUGUCAUGCCUAUAAUCAAAUUGGUCGAUCCAGAGCUUUGGCAGCAUUUCGAUGAAAAUGAUUUUGACACUUCAUAUUAUACAGCACCAUAUAUUGUUUCAUGGUUUGUACCUCAGGCUUCUUCACUUGAAGUUGCGCUAAAAUACCUCGAUUUUUUCGUAAUUUCAAAUCCGAUUAUGCCAGUUUACUUAAUUGUCGCUUAUACUCUGCAUAGGAAAUCAGAAUUCAUGUCUAAGUACGAUUACGAAGCUAUUUCUCAAGUUUCAGAUAACAUUACUCAUGGAAUUGAUCCUGAUGUCUGUAUCAAUAGAGCAAUUGAAAUCUUCAAACAGUUUCCACCUGUUGUCGUACUGAAUAAUAAUCCCAAACUAUUCAUCUCGAAAAAUCUUACACUUUUGAAUCCACGCGUUGAUUAUCCUUUUCCAUUCCCUACUUUUCCUAAAGCACAGUUACUUCCACAUAAUAUAUAUGAAAAGCAUCUUUCAGACGAGAAAAGUGAUUCCAAACUCAUUACAGGAAUUCUUUCUGCGUUAACAAUUCUUGGAGCAAUAGGAUUACGAAUUCUAGAGCUCUAA
This is a messenger RNA of Trichomonas vaginalis G3, 996 nucleotides long. Its product is annotated as positive regulation of ER to Golgi vesicle-mediated transport. The coding region runs from base 1 to 996 and encodes 331 amino acids. Gene Ontology annotation, cellular component: endoplasmic reticulum membrane. Gene Ontology annotation, biological process: positive regulation of GTPase activity; endoplasmic reticulum to Golgi vesicle-mediated transport. Lineage: Eukaryota; Parabasalia; Trichomonadida; Trichomonadidae. The transcript has a single exon. The record is from RefSeq and is a predicted model, not a curated record. Gene Ontology annotation, molecular function: GTPase activator activity.